This is a messenger RNA of Salvia hispanica, 1374 nucleotides long. Its product is annotated as serine/arginine-rich splicing factor RS31-like. The record is from RefSeq and is a predicted model, not a curated record. Lineage: Eukaryota; Viridiplantae; Streptophyta; Magnoliopsida; Lamiales; Lamiaceae. Gene Ontology annotation, molecular function: RNA binding.
AAUCUCGUAAGCGACCAAGAUGAGGCCGAUUUUUUGCGGAAACUUUGAGUACGAAACUCGGCAAUCAGACUUGGAGCGCUUGUUCUCCAAGUAUGGAAGAGUCGACCGCGUCGACAUGAAAUCUGGAACAUCUACAAAGGAACCAUCUUCUUCUAUGCAAUAAAAACCUCUAAUGCAAAGGCUGCCUACUUUCCUACCUGCUCUCCUAGUUGCAGAUGGGAACAGUUCCACAUCUCAUUCUCCAUAUCAUCUCAUUCAUUUCUUCAAUGCUAGCAUUGCUAUCCCACCCAAAUGGAAAGGGUGGGGAUGAUUUUGGCAUGCCAUGCUUGCUUCAAUAAUGUUAAGGGAUCUAGGUGUCAGACCAGUUCAUCCUGCCAUACCCACCUUCACUAAUGUUAAGGCGAUCAAUGAGUCCUAUCAUGCCAUGUCUUCCAUUUACUGAUCUCAUGCUGUGAUAUUGCUGAAGCAUGCUUAGCAAUGACUACUCAACUAUCUCCAUGAUCUUAGUUUGCCUCCACUAUUCAUCUUUGCUUUCAUCAGAACCUUCGCAUGUUUGCAGGGUUUGCUUUUGUUUACUUUGAGGAUGAACGUGAUGCUGAAGACGCCAUUCGCAAUCUUGAUAAUAUUACAUUUGGGCAUGACAGGCGCAGGUUGUCAGUUGAAUGGGCCAAGGGUGAACGUGGUAGGCAUCGUGAUGGGAGAGCUGCAAAUCAAAAGCCAACUAAGACCCUUUUUGUGAUAAACUUUGAUCCUGUGCGUACCAAAGUCCAUGACAUAGAAAGACACUUCGAGCCUUAUGGGAAGCUUCUCAAUGUCCGCAUUCGAAGGAACUUUGCAUUUGUGCAAUUUGAGACUCAGGAGGAUGCAACAAAAGCUUUGGAAUGCACCCACAUGAGCAAGGUACUGGAUAGGGUUGUUUCUGUUGAGUAUGCACUGAGGGAUGAUGACGAGAGGGGUGGAAUGCACGAAAGCCCCAGAAGAAAUUAUGGUAGACGUGGAGACAGUCCUUACAGAAGGUCACCUAGUCCAGGAAUUCGAAGGAGCCGUCCAAGUCCUGAUUAUGGGCGUGACAGAAGCCCUGUUUAUGAUAGGUACACUGGCCCAUCACAUGACCGGCGCAGGAGCCCUGAUUAUGGCAGACACCGAAGUAGGUCGCCUGUUCGAAGAUCAAGAACUUGAUGGCUGAGUGUGUAAAUGAGCUCAGUGUUUUAGGCAAUGAAGGAUAUAAGCUUAUACACUAGUGUAGGAGCUACGCUACUGGUUUUGUAUCUUGAAUUGAAUGGUUCUCUUGCUCUGGAUUUUACCUUAUUUAUGUGCAUCUUUUGUAAUUUUGCUUGGUUUUAUCUAUGAAGCUUCUGUUUAUCUUUUUUAGAA